ACCCUGAUGACGGAAUCUUUGCAAAGACAUUUCUAGUUGUGAUUCAUCGUUUGGUUUGUUUUGCUCGUUCAGAGGGGUAAACAAUUUAGUAACUAAUUAAUAUUUGAAGAAAAACAUUUAACAAAAAAGAAUGGAGUUUCCUCCUUGCCCGGCUUCGUUGAAGCAGAUACAACACUUUUUGAAAAUUGCCCAGGAACAUGAUGCUCGAGACAUCGUUGUGGCUUACUGGUCUAGACUUUACGCUUUACAGGUUGCCCUCAAGCUUACAACCCAACAGCCAGAGGAAACCAAACUGCUAUUAGCUAUUAUGGACUGGUUGGAAACUGUAAAAAAGGAACACUCGGAAAAUGAAGCUAUUACCAAUGAAGUUGCCGCUCAGGCUCAUAUGGAAAAUUAUGCCCUAAAACUAUUUCUGUAUGCCGACAAACAGGAUCGUGAAGGCAAUUUUGGAAAAAAUGUUGUUAAAGCCUUCUAUUCUGCCGGUGUGAUAUAUGAUGUACUGCAAACCUAUGGCGAACUUACCGAGGAAGCCAUACACAAUCGUAAAUAUGCCAAAUGGAAGGCAGCAUAUAUACACAACUGUUUGAAGAACGGUGAAGUACCAAUAUCGGGACCUAUGAAAGAGGAGGACGACGAAAACGAUGAAAAUAAUAUGGAGAACAAUGAAAAUAAUAUGGGUCCAAAUCAAAUAACACCGGAAGAUGAUGCUCCCUCAAAUGAAUUUAAUGAAGCUGCUGGUGGCGGCGGCGCCGAUGACAAUACAAAUGAUGCCUCUGAAGAGGCCGAAAAUCCACCAGCACCACCAACUGCCGAGGAAAUUCUAAAUAAUCCCAGCAAGCUACCAUCGCCACCAGUGGAAGAAGAAAAGCCUGGCGGUUUUGAGCCAUUUGUACCACCCGCAACUCCACAUCCAGUCUAUACGCCUGUGGCACCAAUUGCAAAUAUACAAAUAACUCCAGAACAAAUGAUAACAGCCCAAAAGUAUUGCAAAUAUGCCGGUAGUGCCCUCAAUUAUGACGAUGUUAAAACGGCAAUUGUGAAUUUGCAAAAAGCCUUAAAACUUCUUACCACCGGUCAGGAUGAUUAGGUGUGGAAGAGUAAAAUCUUUGUAUAUCUACGAAACUCUUUUUUGUUUUUAUUUAAUGCUAUAUAUUAAUACUAUUCCAAUUUUAAGUUAGCAUAACUGAAAAAUGCUUGUUAGUUGCAUCUUAACGUAAUCAAAUAAACUUAGUGAAAAGAAACAA
Molecule: messenger RNA, 1244 nt
Organism: Musca domestica (house fly)
Lineage: Eukaryota; Metazoa; Arthropoda; Insecta; Diptera; Muscidae
Gene: Vta1
Product: vacuolar protein sorting-associated protein VTA1 homolog
Exons: 4
Coding region: 131-1087 (318 amino acids)
Biological process (GO): late endosome to vacuole transport via multivesicular body sorting pathway
Cellular component (GO): multivesicular body
Source: RefSeq, a predicted model, not a curated record